CAGAGGCAGGCGAGCAUCGUGCGGUGAGGCAUUACUGUGGGCAAAGUUGGAAUUCAUUUAACUUGAUUUCUUUUGUCUUCCAUUCAAUUAUAAUAUAUAUACACACAAACACAGACCAAAAAAAAGUUAAGUCACGGGGGAAAGAAAGUGAUGUCGAGUAGUGGGCUGGCAAUCAGUGUGCCCAACACAGAAGAAAACGCUGUCUUUACUCAACUCAAACCAGUGAGCAUGGCUGACGGAGCUUCAGAAGAGCAACCGGUGUUUGAAGACAUCAAACCGGCCGUUAGGAUGCUGGAGAAUCAGCACGACUUGGCUCAGGCCAACAUAUUUCUAGGAGAAGAUACCAUUAAAUCAUCAGGUUUACUGAAAUCACAUUUACUGCAAUUGUUACAAACUACAUCUUCUCCAAGUCAAGUAAGAUCAGAAAUGGACAAGUAUCUCGCCCCACUGAUUCCAUCAGCUCCAACAGUUCUGGACCAGAAAAAAUACAGAAGAGAGAGUGCAUCAGUGGUAGAUGAGUUUUUUGAGGAGCAGAUAACAUCACCAUACAGUCUGAAUAUCAACCUGAUCCUGCCUGAUAUCACCCACUUGAGAACAGGCCUUUACAGACCAACAAAGCAAGCUCUCCCACAAGUCAAGACAGAGCCGGUCACUAAUUUCACCCAGUCCUGCACGUCCACCACGACGAAUGCCCUGCCUGAAUUCACCAGUGUGUUCAGUGUGCCACAGUCAGUUCCUGUGAAUAAUAUCUUCAUCAAGCAAGAAGCCUCUUCCCCUGAGCUACAACUGCCCGUCAGUUCGCAUCAACCCCAACUGUAUCAGAUGCCAAUCAAUGCAGAUGUUGUCAACAUGCCUUUGAGCUCUACCCAGUCACUUGGCAACACUACAGUUAUUCACAGUUGUAACAGUGUUACCAUGUCAACAGGCAUGGCUGGAGCAACCAGCCUAGCUACCCAGUCUGCAAUUAAACACUUCCAGCCUGCUGUAUCGACACCAAACAACUUUGUUGUGCCAGCUCAGUUUUAUCAGCAGCAAACCUCAUACCUGCCACCCUCACCACCAAACUCCCAACCUGGUAGCCCAGAAAACCAGCCUGACCUUAUCAAUACACUCUCGCCACCUCCAUCAUAUGCUGCAUCAGUAGCAUCAAAGAUAGUUCAUCACCCACAGAUGCAUAGCCUUCAGACCAGCUUGCAACCCUGUCAGCCUGGCUUCCAGACAACAAAAUACAGUCGACGUAACAACCCUGAGUUGGAGAAACGACGCAUUCAUCAUUGUGAUUUCCCAGGCUGCACCAAAGUUUACACCAAGAGUUCUCACUUGAAAGCCCAUCAAAGGACCCACACAGGUGAGAAACCAUACAAAUGUACAUGGGAUGCUUGUGAUUGGCGUUUCGCCCGUUCCGAUGAACUCACAAGACACUACAGAAAGCACACAGGAGCAAAACCCUUCAAGUGUGUUGCCUGCGGUCGCUGCUUUUCACGUUCAGAUCAUUUGGCUCUCCACAUGAAGAGACACCAAAACUAAGCCAAUACCUGUCACCCAGACAACAAGUGUGGCUGAUUUCUAAAGUGUACAGAUGAACAAAGUACUGCCAUUAUACACACAUACACACACAUACACACACACAUGAGAUAAAUAGCUUCAUAUUUUUGAAAGGAUAUACUACUGGGAGAAACAGUUGGUUAACUGGAAACCAAUUAUGCAAAGUGUUUAAUUCACAAAAAAAGAUAGAAUUUGUGUUAUUUAUUUUUUUAUUUCUGGAGAAAGGCCUGCUAUCCUAUGCCUGAAAGAUUGUUUUAGAAACCAGUAUAAUGUUAAGGAAACAAAUUACUGAUCAGCAAUUAAUUGAUAUUCAUAAUAAUCUUGGAAUUUAAUUAGCUGACAGCCAUGCUUAAAUGGUUAUAUAGUUAAAGGACAAGACAGCACCUGUGCUACAUUAUAGCUUAGAAAUGACUGAAAGCUGUAUAAACAAUUACCACAUUCUGAUCUUAUUCCUCUCUAUAUUAAUUAACAGAAUAUUAACUUGUUCAUUUUAAAUAAGUUAUCACCUGGUGAGAGAGGAAUAUAACAUAAACACGUUAAGGAGUUUAGUGAACCAUUCUGCCCUACCUCUAAGAUAAGCCUUAAUUGAUGAGAGCACAAUUUGAAGAAUCAGUACUACAGAAUUGUAACCAUAUCUGUGGCCUACAAUCUCAUCACUAGAAGCACAGGAUUGCUGAAUUUACCCUUGUGGGUUAACGGACUUAGUACGUAUGCAUUGAACAUUCUUACGGUAACAUAUUUCACAGUCAUUUCUUAGUUCAUGUUGGAAAAACAAUGUUUUAAGGCUGCAUGGGAAGAUAGGUAGAAUCAAAUACCAUUCACAAACUCUAAAGAAAAGCACUCCGUGUUAGGCUGUAGCACUAAUAAUACCUAACAUGGUAAAACCUACAACAACUGCAACACAAACUGAUUCAGGAAUGCUUCUCGCUCCAAAUGUGCAUUCAGUCAAGGUAUCUGAACAGCAGUAUACAUCAUCCAGGCAUUUUAGUACAUCCUAAAGCCCUUAUUUCCACAAUUAUUUUUUUAAGAAACAAAAGUAAAUGUUCUCCUACAAUGAUCAACUGUUGUGAGUAAUUAUGCUAAAAAUUGAGAAAAAUGUCUUAAUUUGCAAUUUAACCCUUAAUUAAAACAAACUGACUAUUACCUCUAUUUUGUGCCAAGAACUCUUGUUUAAAGUAUACUGUUACUCAUCUAAUUAUCUCGGUGUAUAUUAACUGCUAAAUAUUGAUUGCAUCGACGAGAGGCAUUUGAAUGUAGACAAUUUGCCUUAAGUACUAGUUUCGGGUAUUGAACAUUGUGAGGAAGAAUAUUUUUAGAAAAUGCUGGAUAUAAUGCAUGGUGGAAAACAUGCUAUAACUACUAACGGUCAUUGGCUACUCAAACUAUUGUGACUAGUGAACACAAGCCUCAUGUAUCCAGCUAUUUACUGCUGGCUAUUCUUAAGGUUACCUAUUUUAAAUAAUUUUGAUGGCCUGAUUUGGUUUAAGAUUGAUUCAAGCAUUGUUUUUUAAUACAUUUCUCCACUAUUUUUAUACCCUAAUCCAGCUAGUUUCCAUAAGCACUGCUGUCUGAAUUUUUAUCAAGAGACUGAACUGAUCAUCAUCCUGGUUAAGAAAUUUAGUAACCAACAAAGUUAAAUGUAUGUCCCUCAUACAAUCUCAGCAUUACUUAAAACAGUGAUAAUAGAUAUUCUCACAUAUAUUGCUGAUAUUCUUUUGAACAUAUAUCCUCAUAUAUCUCAGCACUUCAUUUAGAGAAAGCUUUGCAAAAUUUUAAUAGAAGGAAUCACAAAUUGGUAUUAUCUGUACAUGCAAACAAUUUGAAAAGAUACUGAAUGGCAAUAGGUCAGUAAAUUGAAAAAUGAACUAAUGAUGUGCUCUUAUCACAGUGCAUGAAGGGACACACCUAUAAUCAUUUCAAUUGUGUAAGGCUAUAAGCGUACUUGCAGUCCUCAAAGUCUAUCUGAAAGUGCAAAGAGUUAAACUGAGGCUUCCCAGGAACUAGGUUAAUUAGAUUCAAUUUGGGGACACUUGGCAGCUAUCAUGCUGAAGCAUUUAGGAACUUUGCCACACAAAUUUCAGGGUUGGACUGACAGACCAGUUUUCACUCACUCCCCCACUCCCAAUAUUCCCCAAUGCAGCCCAUAAUUUGGGGUAAAACCCUUUUACACUGAAAAUUCACCCUGGCCUUUUACAUGGGAACAGGAGUAGGCUAUAUUCACCUCAUUUGACCUGUUCCACCAUCCAGUUAGAUCACGGCUGAUCUAAAAGUAUCUUAACUCCGUUUACCCACAUUUGUUUCAUAUUACCUGUUAAAUUCUCACAUGGAGGCUGUGGAUGUUUGAAUUGGAAAAGGAAAAAGAGUAGUCCCAACCAACAAUGACAUUCACAAAACCUCUGGGGAGAAUUUUACCAAUUUGAAUGAGUCACCACGGGGAGAGAGUGAUUCAGUAAAUAAGGCAAGUGAAGCAGUUAACAACAUUGACAGCAAUAAUUGUUGGUUCGCGCGUUGGACCAUCCUCACUGUCAAUUAAGGAGGUAGCAUGGAUAAGAAUGUCUAACACUGUGAAGGAGAAUAAGGGAAUAAAAAUCCCCUAAACCACUUGAAAAAUUGCAGAAGUUGAAUUUUGGGACACUUAAUUGAAUAAUAUAAUCAGCCAACUAAAUCCAUGUUAAUUCAAAUGUUACGCAGGAAGCAUGCAGCACAAUUAACUUUGGUGGAAGAUUCAGUGUGGGGUUCUGUACUAUUGGAUGGAAAGUUUACACUAAACUUGUGGCUCAUAAUGUUUUUAAUUAUACGUUAGUUUUCUAUCAAGCUCCCUAAGGAACAUUGGUAUGUAAAUACAGGGAUAUCUAGUAAUGUAUAUAAUUUUUAUAAGUUGUUAAAGUAAUGUUUAUAUUCAGAACAAAGGGGAAGAAAAUGGUGGUAGUUUUGCUUUGGUUUGUUUUAAAUGUAUCACUUAUUUUUAUAAUGUAGCGUUUCACAAAUUUGAAGAAAAAAUCAAAAAUAUGAAUGUUUUAAAACAAAAAUCUUUCAAUAUACAAUGAUUUGGGAUUUUGUUAAAAGCUGUACUGUAUAAUAAGAGAAAAGGAACAAAAUAAAAAGCUGUUUAUAGAUUAAA
Carcharodon carcharias (great white shark) is the source of this 4666-nucleotide messenger RNA. It is a transcript of the gene klf5l, whose product is annotated as Kruppel-like factor 5 like. Lineage: Eukaryota; Metazoa; Chordata; Chondrichthyes; Lamniformes; Lamnidae. The coding region runs from base 151 to 1527 and encodes 458 amino acids. The record is from RefSeq and is a predicted model, not a curated record. Gene Ontology annotation, biological process: regulation of transcription by RNA polymerase II. Gene Ontology annotation, molecular function: DNA-binding transcription factor activity, RNA polymerase II-specific; RNA polymerase II cis-regulatory region sequence-specific DNA binding. The transcript has 5 exons.